Messenger RNA from Penicillium diatomitis, 1449 nucleotides. RefSeq lists its product as uncharacterized. Gene Ontology annotation, molecular function: serine-type carboxypeptidase activity. The record is from RefSeq and is a predicted model, not a curated record. The transcript has 5 exons. Gene Ontology annotation, biological process: proteolysis. Bases 1 to 1449 code for a protein of 482 amino acids. Lineage: Eukaryota; Fungi; Ascomycota; Eurotiomycetes; Eurotiales; Aspergillaceae.
AUGGAGUACGACUUUGGAAGUGCAAGAACCUACCAUACAUUCGCGGUCAACGGAACGGCAAUUCCAGACGUGGACUUUGACAUAGGCGAGUCAUACGCUGGUCUGCUGCCUGUAUCCGACAUCCAUGGCGAUGAGCGCCAACUAUACUUUUGGUAUUUCCCGACCGACAACUUGGAUGCUACUGAUGCCAUCACUAUAUGGCUCAAUGGCGGACCAGGAUGCAGCUCAUUGGAAGGGCUGUUGCAGGAGAAUGGCCCUUUCACCUGGCAGUAUGGCACCUUCAAGCCUGUUGCCAACCCAUACAGUUGGCACCAUCUCACAGAUAUGUAUUGGGUAGAUCAACCUAUUGGGACUGGUUUCUCAGUGGGGAAUGCAAAUGUUACAACGCAACCCGAUGUCGCCGAGCAAUUCUUGGGGUUCUUGAAAAAUUUCAUCGAGUUGUUUGGGUUUCAGGGUUGCAAAAUUUAUCUAACCGGGGAGUCAUAUGCCGGAAUGUUUGUACCCUACAUCGCACACGCGAUGCUCGAAGCCAAGGAUACACAACUUUAUAACCUCGAUGGAAUCAUGUUGUACGACCCAACUCUGGCCGGGAGAGCUGUUGAGAGGGAGCUCUUCGCCUAUUCUACCUAUGAGGCAUGGUCGAAAUUAUUUGCAUUCAACGAUACAUUCAGCUCCUAUCUUCGGGAUCGAGCAGCUUCUUGCGGCUAUACCGAUUACGUCAACAAGUACUUCUUAUUUCCUCCACUUGGGAAGAUGCCCACUGUGCGGAGCGAUUGCGAUCUGUACAUGGAAAUUGGCAACAAUGCCUUCAACACAAACCCAUGCUGGGACCCGUACCAUCUUGCGACCACUUGCCCCAGUCUCUGGGACGUCCUCGGUGCUCCCGGUGCAUUUGACUACCUUCCAACCGGAGCAUCUAUCUAUUUCGAUCGACCAGAAGUCAAAAAGGCAAUCAACGCUCCCCAAUCUAGCAACUGGAAAGAAUGCACCGACCUCUCUGUCUUCGUUAACGGAACCGACCAAACCGCCGCCGCAGGGCUAUGGAGCUCACAAACCGUGCUGCCGGGUGUCAUCGAGAGGGUAACCCGCGCACUCAUCGGUCAGGGAGAUAUGGACUACACCAUAUUACCAAACGGGACAUUGUUUGCCAUUCAGAACAUGACCUGGGGCGGCGCACAGGGCUUUCAGCGAGCACCAGAUGGUGAAUUUUACGUACCUGCCGACACAAAGCAGUCAGCUGGAUCCGGGAUUAUGGGUAAAACUCGUACAGAAAGGGGUUUAACCUUUGUGGAGGUCGAGCUCUGCGGACAUAUGGCUAAUGGUUUUCUUUGGUUGGAAAUAGUGCCACAGUAUCAGCCUAGUGCAUCUUUUCGCCAUUUGGAGUAUCUGCUGGGGCGCGUGGACAGUCUCGGGAGCCGGGAGCCUUUCACUGUCGAAAUCAAGGUGUAA